AUGUCGCAGCCAGGAACACCACUGGCAGUUGAACUGAAAACAGUAUCCGGCAGAAAAUGUACUGUCGACCCCCCGUUCACUGCGCAGCGCCUGGUGGACGCUGCUGUCGAUCAGCUGCACCUUGAGCGCAGCACAAUCAAACUAUUUGUCGGGAGGCGACUCGUAUACAUGUGGAAGCCGGAGGACUCCGAGCCCAACCAACGCCUGCGUGCCCAAGUCACCGUUCCAAAGGGCGGCAGCGUGUUGGUGGUGGGGAAGCCGGCACUGAGACAAAAGACUCACCCCUCGAGGGCGAAGGGCGUGGACACGUCGAAAGGCUCCCCCGCCGCGGAUGGGGCCGCAGAAAAGAAAAAACCCCUCCUCACCCCCGUGGCCUCCGCUGCGGAUGACGGCAUGUACAUCCGAUGCGGCUCAAGCGACAGAGGAUUGUACCGAUUCCUUAAGCCGCUGGUGUUCAUGCUUGGUCGACGUGGCCUGCACCAUCUCUUUCUGGUUGCGAAGGGCCAGUACGGCCAUCUUCCCGAGUCCUUCCAAGACCACCCCGUGAUGGUGUGCAUCGUGGAAUACGUCGAUCGUGACCCCGGCCGGCUGAAGGAGAUACUCAACACGAUACAGGAGGAAGAACCAGGUCUGAUGAGGUGGAUUGAGACACACGCCGAGUUUUUUCUGAAUGUUAUCAACACCCCUCCACAGUGGCGGGACGACACAUCCCCCAUAUGGCUGAUACGUCACGCAAAGAAAGUGUACAGUGCGGAGAACACAAAGAAAACGGACAAGAGUGAGCUUGUUCGUGCAGUGACACCAAGUUACAAACAAAUGGAACUAAUUCCAGAGGAUCUUGCCGACAAUGGAAUUUUGCUGAAUGAGAUUGGCUUACCGCAGGAUGCGGAUUCCGGUGAGGUUAACAGCAAUCCUGAUUCCUCGCGAACCGCGUCAUUGGAAAGCAUCCAAAGCACCGCAGUGAUGGAGUCUUCAACCAAGGAUUUAUGCUCUGAAGAAGAUUCUCUGCUUGAUAUAACCAUUCAGGAACUACAAACGGUGUAUCGUGCGUGGGAACUCGCAAGAGAACGAUAUGGUAGAACGGUGGGAAAUUUGACAGAUAAAAAACGUCUGGAGUCUGAACUGAAAUCCCGAGUGCGUGAUGUACACAGCACCCUUAUGCGCGCUAUGGAAAGCUACAUUUUGAAUCCCCCCAGCCCUGCCUCGCUGAAGAAGCUGUUACUGAUUGGGCACCGCGCAUGGAGCGAGAGUGAGCAAUGGUUUAUUGAAAAAGAACAUGUUUUUAACGCACUCGAUACAGCAUUGGGGAGACUGCUCUUUAAUGCCGGGAAGGAAUUACUUAUGGUCCGAAACUCCACACACCAUCAGAAGGAGAGCAAUUCUUCCAAUAGAAAAUCAUCCCCAAUUAGUGAAUUCCAACAGUUUCCUGCGUUGGACCUCACAAUACGGUGGAUCACAGCCAAUGGCCCAAGUAUUCUUGCGCAUCAGCUACGAGAAUACAGUCUCCAGCAGUCUGUGAGCAUCGUUAUGUACAGUCAAACCUCCUGCAAUCAAGUCUAUGCAUAUGUUGUAAGAGACGGUGAUGUGAAGAUUGCACCUAUUGUUGUGGACGAACACGCUGACCGGGAACUGAAAGAACUUGAACGCCUCUAUGAAGUUAUGUCCCAAACGUAUGCUCCAAAAGAUGCCAUGAAAAUGCGGAGGGUUAUUCGAUCUCGUUGGGCUGGUCUUCUUGGAAAACUUUAUCAGCGUCUACUAAGUCCUAUUGAGGGGUUUCUCCCCAGACCUGCGUUAAAACCACACGUACCACCGUCCGAGGUGGGUCAAAUCUGCAUCAUUGACACUUGGGCUCCGGACCACAUUCCCAUUCCUUUUCCUGCACUUUGGAAUCCGGCAGAUGGGGCCUCUUGUCUACUUCAAUGGGCAGUUUUUAAGGCCAAUCGUCCGUGGGACCUAAUUUCUUCGGCAGAGGUUCCUUGGUCUAACCCCGUUGCGAAUUCCCCCGUUAUUACACGCGUUGCCGCUCCAAUCGUUGUUCGGCCUACCAUGAGUGUAGUUGAAGAAACCACCUGUUCAAGAACAAAUAUGGUGACUUAUGUAAAUACCAGCGAUAUUGGAUGUGUCUCCGUGGGGGACAAGACACGCAGUCGACCUUUGAAGGGAGCUAAUAAGGUAGAAUAUGGGGAAUUAUGGCAGAAUGUCCCAUGGGAGCACUGGAUACAGAAGGCAUUGGGUACCUUUCACGCUGGUAUUCCGACAUAUGCAUUCUUGAAGGGCAAAGAUUCAAUGCAAAACGGGGCAACUGCCCUUUUUAUUCAUGAGGUAGUCUUUGCAGAGAAUGAAAGCAUCACAUCCACAAGAUCAUCGUCGCCGCCAAAUGGGAAAGGCAAAAAAGUUUUAACCGCUCGAGAGAUGCCUUAUAAUCAAAGUGCAGAUUUGUUUGUGUCUCACGUUGUGGGUCGUGAUAGCGGUGUAGGCAUACACCGUGCUGCUCUUUUGCCGACAUUUAAGGUGGCCGGGCGUGAUCCGGCGGAAACGUAUGCAUCAUUCUUGAAGACACUGGUCGCUACGAAUGAUAUGACGGCAGCCAAAGCAUACCGCUUAGCGGUGUUAAUUUCAUGGCACACCGAUUGUAGGGAGGAACCGUGGCGUUCCGCCUCGCUGAUGUUAUUUAACUACGGUGGCACAAUGAAUACGCUUAGUUUUCUUCAUUCAGAGUACUGCAAGAAACGUUAUUUAAAGUCUUUACAUGUUUUUCGGGGUGGAGAUGCCAAUUUCAACAAAGAUGCUGAAAAACAACAAAACGAGGCACAGCUAUUAAGGAAUCAACCUUCCAUCUGCAACACGGCGGAUGGUUGUUACGUACGAAAACAUGGAAUUGACGCCAUCUAUGAAGUUGUGUUACACGGUUUAUCUAUUGCCCGACCGCAGGGCGAAGUUGCCAUUCUUGACAACAUGAUUCAAUGUAUUGAGAAUAAUAGAUCCUCGCUUGAGGAGUGCGUUAAACGACGCAGGGAGGGGAAAGACGUAGUACAGGCACUUGAUACUCCUCCCGCGGAAUUGGUUUUUGCACCAUCCUUGAAUUCGGACGGAGGGGCGUCUUUUGUUUCGCCGGUGAGGGACAUCGUCACGGCCUUUAGGAACGGCGGGGAAGAGAACAGUUCCAGUGGUUUGCCCACUCGUGAUAUGCGACGGCGUAAAGGCAAUCAACCGCCGAAUAGCCGACGCCCGCCGUCUGAUAGUUAA
Trypanosoma cruzi is the source of this 3246-nucleotide messenger RNA. RefSeq lists its product as uncharacterized. The record is from RefSeq and is a predicted model, not a curated record. NCBI's taxonomy places the organism in Eukaryota, Euglenozoa, Kinetoplastea, Trypanosomatida, Trypanosomatidae. Gene Ontology annotation, biological process: nucleotide-excision repair; proteasome-mediated ubiquitin-dependent protein catabolic process. Gene Ontology annotation, molecular function: damaged DNA binding. The transcript has a single exon. Bases 1 to 3246 code for a protein of 1081 amino acids.